CCGGGCCGCGGGGCACGGCGGGGGCAGGGCGGGCCGAGCCAGCCCCGACCUGAGGUCACCGCUGCCGGGUUGGGAUCCGUUGUUGCUGCCGCUGCCCCUGGUGGUCAGAAGCGCCACCGAGACGCAGCCCCCGCUGCUGAAAGUGCGGCUGCAGGUACUCAGCCUUGUCGAGGCUCAGGGCGUUGAUGGCUUUUCUUGUUUACCCAAGGCACAGAAUAGGGUUAAUAGCUGCUCUUAUCACACAGCGAUACUAAAGCGUUAGUAACGUGAGUUAACCAAAAUUCGCAAAGUUCGUUUAGAUCUUGGGGAUUAAAAGUCUAAUUUCAAGGGACUGCCGCCACUGCAUAAAAACACACAGGUACACAAGCAAGGAAUUAACUGCAUGCAACUUAUAAUGUGCACUUAACAUAGCUGCUCUCUUCUGAGGGGUACCAAGAGCUACAGAAAGGAUUAAUUUAGCUAAACAGCCACCUGUGAGGUGAUAGAUAAUGGCUUUAUUUUAUUAAAGCAGAAACAUUCUGAUGAAUGUCAAGUUACUGAAGUCAUACUGUCAGUUCCUACUUUGAUCGCCACUGAACUGCUUAAUUAUUCAGCAAUACAUUAGACACAUAUCCUGUAAAACAUGCUAACUCGCCUUUCUUCAGGGAAGGGAGCUAGAAAGGCAAUUAAAAUACAGAGGUGUCACUGCCCGUGGCAGGGGCUGGAACUGGAUGAGCUUUGAGUUCCUUCCAGCCCAGAUCAUUCCAUGAUUCUAUGAUAGCCGUCACUGCAGGGUUGAUCCUGUUUUACCAACUUUUCAAAAGCAACCUUGGCUACCUAGUUUCAGAGUAGCUGAAGCACUUGGUUAUCUCCCUUGUAUAAACAGACCUUUAACUAUUAUUUUAACAUAAGCCUUGAGAGCUUCCUAGCUUGUGUUUAUCCUUUAAAUAGCAGCCAAAGAAGGACAAUCAAAUCAGAUGUUCUCUCAGUUGCUGUCCCUUUUGCUAACCAUGCAGAGUAUAUCAGCUGUCUGCUUGUGAUUAACACAGUGAUGCAAUGAGAGUUAUUAAAAGAUAAAGCAGAGCAGGCAAGCUAGUCUAAACUUAGUGUAACCUGAAGCAAGCAAUGAAGUAUCCUGUGGUUCCUUUGGUGAAUGAGCUGACCUUUACUCUGCUUUUCUUCUGGUUUUGUUUGCCAUUUGUAAUGCUGUUGAUCCUAAUGAUUAUCUGGCUACAGUUUCUCCUUAAUGAAGCACAGAUGCCCAGUGCAGAAGAAGUAAACAAACAGUCUUCUGAUGAGCCUGAUUCUAAAUCUGAGGUUGAACCAACAGAGGAAGAAAACCAGAAUGACACAUCUAGUAUAGAAAUGGAAGAGGAGGUGCAAUCAUCUGCAGGAAAGUUGAGGUCUAAGCCUGUUUAUCUGAGUUCAAAUCCGGAAAGCCAAAAGCCAAGUCUUUUUGCUAUAAUCUCAGACAGCUGGUUUCACAGCCAGAAGAUAAAAUAUUCCCAUAUUGAGAAGAGCAAUUUCUGUAACACCAUGAUGCUAUUGUGUACCAUGCUUUCUUCUCUCAUCUGGAACUUUGUCUGCCAGUUGCUACAGAUCUCUAACGUCCUGAGGAUUCAAGUGCUGCCAUCCUCUCUGAUUAUCUACAUGGCUCAGCUGUUUGUUUUGCUGAGUCAAAAACUUGUGAAAACCCUGGGCUCCCUGAGGCUGAAGAGCAGGGGGCUGUUGGCUUCAGUCUUGGGGAGGAAACUGGAGCGCAGUGAUGGUCGGAGAACCACCUCUGCACAGUAUUGACUGAUUAAAUAUUAAAUGGAUGACAGCAUCCAGCCUCUUGGGCAGUGCUUGGGUAUGUGCUCUGCUCCCCUCCCGCUUCACAGAAGGACGAGUUCCUCCUUUGUAAAGACUAGUAAUGCUCUCACCACUAUUAACCUUCCAUUUCAAACAAGAUCAAGGCAAGCGCUCUCACCAGCCGUUCUUACCCAAGCUUACAUGCAGUACAGCUCAGUGAUUACUCAUGCCGCACUUUGCACUUUCCUGAUCUCCAACUUGUCAGUUCUCAAAGUAGGAAACAAAGUUUCUAAGAAACGAAACACAUUUACCUCCAAUUAACAAGAAAUAAUUAAGCCCUUCGCAGGUACCGAGCAUGCAUUUCUUCUGUUUCUGUUUGGAAUGGGCUUGGUUUUUCAGCGUAGCUGGCAGGCUGUGGUGAGUUUAGGUUACCGCUUGGAGGCACUUGACAACAACUUGAUUUAAGGGACCACACUGUGGUUGGUGGGACAGGGAUGAGCCGUAGUUUUGUGGCCUAAGGGUUUAUCCAGUCAUUGGGCUAUGAACAGAGCAGCUCUGUGCACGCAUUCAACAAACUUUGUUUAAGGAGGACCUGAAUUAGGAGGUCACAUCCCAGAGAGCACGUUACCACUCGUGACAGAUACCUCUGCUCACCUCGUGAAGCAGUGUCCCUCACAAGGCUGGCUGUGUGACAGUAGCCGCCUGCACUGAUGAUGAAGCGUGCCUUCGUUAUGUUUGCUCGUCUUUCCCUCCUCCUCCCCUGAAUUCCACAGGUCCCAAUACCCGUCCGGAGCUGUGUGCAUUAAAUAGAGCUUGUCCGCGGCUUUA
Pezoporus occidentalis (night parrot) is the source of this 2598-nucleotide messenger RNA. It is a transcript of the gene ADIG, whose product is annotated as adipogenin. Gene Ontology annotation, biological process: fat cell differentiation. The coding region runs from base 1105 to 1776 and encodes 223 amino acids. The record is from RefSeq and is a predicted model, not a curated record. The transcript has 3 exons. Lineage: Eukaryota; Metazoa; Chordata; Aves; Psittaciformes; Psittacidae.